Propithecus coquereli (Coquerel's sifaka) is the source of this 2956-nucleotide messenger RNA. It is a transcript of the gene UBXN7, whose product is annotated as UBX domain protein 7. Gene Ontology annotation, cellular component: nucleus. Gene Ontology annotation, biological process: proteasome-mediated ubiquitin-dependent protein catabolic process. The coding region runs from base 29 to 1498 and encodes 489 amino acids. The transcript is spliced from 11 exons. NCBI's taxonomy places the organism in Eukaryota, Metazoa, Chordata, Mammalia, Primates, Indriidae. The record is from RefSeq and is a predicted model, not a curated record. Gene Ontology annotation, molecular function: ubiquitin binding.
CGGCGGCAGCGGCGGCGGCGGCGGUAAGAUGGCUGCCCACGGGGGCUCCGCGGCGUCCUCGGCGCUGAAGGGGUUAAUUCAGCAGUUCACCGCCAUCACCGGUGCGAGUGAAAGUGUAGGAAAACAUAUGCUUGAAGCCUGCAACAAUAAUCUGGAGAUGGCAGUCACUAUGUUUUUGGAUGGUGGAGGAAUUGCUGAAGAGCCCAGUACCAGUUCAGCAAGUGUCUCUGCUGUCAGACCACACACAGAAGAAGAAGUCCGUGCCCCAAUUCCUCAAAAGCAAGAAAUAUUGGUGGAACCAGAACCUUUGUUUGGUGCUCCUAAAAGACGACGGCCUGCACGUUCAAUAUUUGAUGGUUUCCGAGACUUUCAAACUGAAACUAUUCGACAAGAACAGGAAUUAAGAAAUGGAGGAGCAAUAGAUAAGAAACUAACUACCCUUGCAGAUCUAUUCCGGCCACCCAUUGACCUGAUGCAUAAAGGCAGCUUUGAAACAGCCAAAGAAUGUGGCCAGAUGCAGAAUAAGUGGCUGAUGAUAAACAUUCAAAAUGUACAAGACUUUGCAUGCCAGUGCCUCAACCGUGAUGUAUGGAGUAAUGAAGCUGUGAAGAAUAUUAUCCGGGAACAUUUCAUUUUCUGGCAGGUUUAUCAUGACAGUGAAGAAGGUCAGAGAUAUAUACAGUUUUAUAAACUAGGGGAUUUCCCCUAUGUUUCCAUAUUGGACCCACGGACAGGUCAGAAGCUAGUAGAGUGGCACCAAUUAGAUGUAUCUUCUUUCUUGGACCAAGUGACAGGAUUUCUGGGUGAACAUGGGCAGCUGGAUGGACUUUCUAGCAGUCCCCCCAAAAAGUGUGCCCGUUCAGAGAGCCUUAUAGAUGCAAGUGAAGACAGCCAGCUAGAAGCUGCCAUCAGAGCCUCCUUGCAAGAGACACAUUUUGAUUCAACACAGACAAAACAGGAUAGCCGCUCAGAUGAAGAAUCUGAAUCUGAACUUUUUUCUGGCAGUGAGGAGUUCAUAUCCGUUUGUGGCUCCGAUGAAGAAGAGGAGGUAGAAAAUCUUGCCAAGUCCAGAAAGUCUCCCCAUAAAGAUUUGGGGCAUAGAAAAGAGGAGAAUAGAAGGCCACUAACAGAGCCCCCUGCCAGAACUGAGCCUGGAACAGCCACAAACCACCAAGGAUUAUCAGCUGUGGAUUCAGAUAUAAUAGAGAUGUCACCUGAAAAAUCAGAUGGAAUAGUGGAGGGGGCAGAUGUAAAUGGACCAAAAGCACAGCUGAUGUUGCGGUAUCCAGAUGGAAAAAGGGAACAGAUUACUCUUCCAGAGCAAGCUAAAUUGCUAGCUUUGGUGAAGCAUGUCCAGUCUAAAGGAUAUCCAAAUGAACGUUUUGAACUUCUCACCAACUUCCCUCGAAGGAAACUAUCUCAUCUGGACUAUGACAUUACGUUACAAGAGGCAGGCCUUUGUCCUCAAGAGACUGUCUUUGUACAGGAAAGAAAUUAACACCAUGGCCUGACCUCUCUCAGCCUAUCUCCUUUUCCCCUUUUCCUGUGAGAUACCAUAUCACUAAGUAUGCAUUUUGGCUCAUAGGACCAUAGAGCCAAAGUUGGGCAAACAAGUCACCUGCCUUCUCUCUUAUUUCUUGUUCUCUCUUAUAAUCAGUCUCUUUCUCCCCCCUUUUUUCUCUUUCCUCUCCUGUUUUCUUCUCCUACCGCCAACUUUCUUUCUUUCUUUCUUACCUAAUCUGGUGACCAAAUGGAAGUGUAAGGAUAAGACCUCUCCUAGUACUAGCAGCAGGAAAUGUGUGUUCCGAUAAGCGGUCUCUUGCACGGCACUUUUUUGGGAUCAAAUGUUAGUUACUCCCCAGAUUCCUUUGGCAAAGAAUGGCUAGAUUCAGAAUAAAAACAACCUCCCUUUUUUGUAAGUCCCCAUUUUUAGUAGGGAGAAGAAAUUGUCUAACACAUUUUGUUUUGUACUUCAUGUAGGAAAUAUCACAUAACAAAAUAUCUAGGCUUUUGUUUGCAUGGAAAAAUCAUCCCUUAUCAUUAUUGAUCAUCAUAUUUAAAUUUUUUUUCGAAGGAUUCCCAUCCUCCCAGCUAUAAGAGUUAUUUCCAUGACAUCUAUUAUUGGCAGAAUGAGUGUUAAAUGUGGAAUAUAUAGCAUGGGGUAGCUUUCAGUGCCCUAGCCUGAGACAGUUUUCUUUAUUAUUACUCUGUUAACUAUAUUGAUCCUGCUGGUCCUUGAAUGGACAUUUAGUGAGCAUAUUGUGGUGACUGGAACAGGAAGGUGCUUGCUGUUUUUGCCAGUACAGCAUAUUAGUUCCUUUGACCCCUCCAUUGUCUGGGUCCACGAUGAUCUAUAAGAAGGCAUCUGGUCAAUAAUCAUGCACAACAGUGGCUUAUAAUUGUAACCACUACAGUUAUUGAUAGCCCUAUGUUCUUUAAGGCAUACUAGGUAUGUCCCUGGGGAAAAAGAAAACAUGCAGCUGAGAGUUGCUAACCAAGUUCCUUUGGUUAGAAAUAAUGAUUCAUUUUUUACCCCUGGUUGGAAUAGACUCUAAAAGGCUCUGGUGACUAAAUGAGCAUAAUUCCUCAUGCUGUUUUCUUUCAGAAGGUAUCAAAACUGAAAGCUUCUCUAAGGGGAAGAUCUUUAAACUCAAUUCAUAAGAAAAGAUGAGUAAGGGUGGUGGUGGUGCUUACCAGUAAUCUUCAGAUGUUGUGAGUUUUUUCUGCCAGCAAAAGCCACAUUCAAAUUGUAGUUAGAGAAAGGUUUUUUCAGUAUUAUUUAGAAGAGGCCAUCUUGAAUCUGUAUAAUACUGUUUAUAUAUCGGUUUCAGUGUAUGCUCAAUUCUUACUUUGAGCUUAAAAUAGAGUCCUCUGCAAGGGCAAUAAUGAUUCUGGUGGCAAAAUCAGAACUUUAACUUGUUGUAAAAUCAUAAUAUGGAAUGUACCUGUUUUGUCA